AGGGCUCCUCCUUCUGGCGCGCUCAAUGCUUGUCAUAGUUGGCAAUGAAAGCAGCACAGAGAAUAAUGAAGGUGUUCGUAAGUAGGAGGCUGCCCCCAGAAGGGCAAAAACUGCUAGCCCAAGCCGAAAACUGUACCAUCCAGCAGUGGGAUUCAGAUGAUCCCGUGCCAAGGGCAGAGCUGUUGAAAGGAGUUGCCGGGGUCCAUGGCUUGUUUUGUCUCUUAUCAGAAUCCAUCGAUAAAGAGGUUUUAGACACUGCUGGGCCAAACCUCAAGGUUAUCAGUACAUUAUCUGUUGGUUUUGACCACCUAGCAAUGGAUGAAAUUAAAAAGCGAGGUAUCAGAGUGGGUUAUACUCCGGAUGUUCUAACUGAGGCUACAGCAGAACUGAGCGUAGCAUUACUGCUAGCCACCUGCCGUCGCCUGCCAGAAGCUAUACAAGAAGUUAAAAGUGGAGGAUGGAAGUCAUGGUCACCAAUGUGGAUGUGUGGCUACGGACUAUCUAACAGCACAGUGGGAAUCAUUGGUUUAGGCCGAAUAGGUUUGGCUAUUGCCCAACGCCUUAAACCUUUUGGAGUGAAAAAGUUCUUGUACACAGGACGUCGGCCUCGACCUGAAUGUGCUGCAGAGGUUAAUGCUGAAUAUGUUUCUCAUGAAAAACUUACAGAGGAUUCCGAUUUUGUCAUUGUUUCCUGCUCUUUAACCCCUGAGACAGAGGGGUUGUGCAACAAGGAUUUUUUUAGCAGGAUGAAGAAAACCUCAGUUUUUAUUAACAUAAGUCGAGGCUCUGUUGUAAACCAAGAAGACUUGUACCAGGCCCUGGUCACUGGGCAGAUUGCAGCCGCUGGUUUAGAUGUAACAACUCCUGAACCACUGCCAACAAACCACCCGCUUCUCAACCUAAAAAACUGUGUUAUUUUACCCCAUAUUGGAAGUGCUACCUACAGUACACGGAACACAAUGGCUGUACUUGCGGUAAAUAAUCUACUGAAAGGCUUGGCUGGGGAGGAGAUGCCUAGUGAACUCAAGAUCUGAAGCUGUAUGAAAUAUAGACAAGUAUACAAAGAGACCAACUGGAUGCAGCGCGUUUCUGUAAUGACUUUUAGUAACUAUCUGUAGCUUUAGGGUCCAUUCACACGUCCGCAAAAUGGGUCCGCAUCCGUUCCGCAAUUGUGCAGACCCAUUCAUUUUCAAUGGGGCCAGAAUGUGCUGUCCG
Bufo bufo (common toad) is the source of this 1215-nucleotide messenger RNA. RefSeq names its product glyoxylate and hydroxypyruvate reductase (gene GRHPR). Gene Ontology annotation, molecular function: NAD binding; hydroxypyruvate reductase (NADH) activity; hydroxypyruvate reductase [NAD(P)H] activity. The transcript is spliced from 9 exons. Gene Ontology annotation, cellular component: cytosol. The record is from RefSeq and is a predicted model, not a curated record. NCBI's taxonomy places the organism in Eukaryota, Metazoa, Chordata, Amphibia, Anura, Bufonidae. The coding region runs from base 45 to 1034 and encodes 329 amino acids.